AUGGCGAACCAAUUCUCCGGAGCAGCCACUGCAGAUCCAAAUCUCCAUCUUGCCAAUUUCUUGGAGAUUUGUGACACAAUCAAAGUUAACGGUGUUUCUGAUGAUGCCAUUCGGUUGAAGCUAUUCUCAUUUUCUGUCAGAGACAAAGCGAAGAGUUGGCUUCUGAGUCUUAAUCCAAGAUCACUCACCUGUUGGGAAGAAUUAUCACAAACCUUUCUGGCACGAUUCUUUCCACCCUCAAAGACCGCACAACUACGAAGAGAUGUAGGCAACUUCAGACAGAUGAGCCAAGAGCCUAUGCAUGAGUCUUGGGAGAAGUUCAAGGACUUAUUACGACAAUGCCCUCAACACGGAUUCAACCCGUGGGAUCAAAUGGAGUUGUUCUACAAUGGGCUCGAUCAACCAGCCCGAUCUCUAGUCGAUGCUUCCUUAGGUGGAUCAUUCCAAUACAAGACUCCCACAGACGCUCGGGACAUUGUCGAGCGAAUGUGUGAGAAUGCUUACCAUUGGCCGUCCGAACGAACUGGUAUACAAAAGGUGGCCGGAGUCCACCAACUCGAUCCUUUAGCCUCGGUUUCAGCACAGUUAGCGACCCUAUCAAAUCAAGUCGCCCAAUUAUCAGUUCGAGGGCCACAGACCGAACGAGUUGCAGCAACAAGUACCUCGGAAGCCACAAACAACGAUUGGGAGCAUGCACACUUUAUGAACCACCGAUUCAACAAUUUCCGGGGAAACAACAAUCAGAACCAAAACCCUACUCAGUACUACCCGGGAAUUCGGAAUCACGAGAACUUCUCCUACGCCAAUCCAAAGAACGCUCUCCAACCACCUUCCGAUUUUAACCAUCAAAGAGAGCAACGAGGGCCGACGUAUGACGAGCGUCUUCACCGACAAGAAUAG
Molecule: messenger RNA, 900 nt
Organism: Erythranthe guttata (spotted monkey flower)
Lineage: Eukaryota; Viridiplantae; Streptophyta; Magnoliopsida; Lamiales; Phrymaceae
Source: RefSeq, a predicted model, not a curated record